CAGGUAUCAUGGCGCAUACGAAUGUAACCAGCGCUGCAAUCACAAAAUACCGUUACACCAAAUGAACAAAUUGAACAGAUGAAAAUGUUCACGUAUGUCGCAAAAAGGGAAACCAAUUCUGCACAUGUAUAAUCAAGAUUGGAGAGUGUUGGCGCACACAGGCAGCUAUGCAAGAGAUAUGUAACACAGCCGCCCUGCCGCUAGACACUAACCCACUAGUUAGAAAGAUAAAAUGCGAAGAGUUUCCCGCCAUCAGAGGGAAGCAGCCGACGAGAAUUGGCAUGGGGGUGCGCGAUGAAAUGGAAGAGGACUUCGCGGUGAAGACCAGGAACACACCGCCAAUGGGACCAGCACCUGGACAGGAGCAUCCGCGCAUGGAGCAUGGUGGCAACGGCUUCUGGUUGGCAGCUGUCACGGCUGCCGGCGCGCCGCAUCCCAUGCUCGAGACCUGCACGGAGACCGGCUUCAUCAACAGCCAGCCCUCUAUGGCAGAGUUCAUGACUGCCUUACCCCAACUGGGAGGAGGAGAACUCAGUCCCCAACACACGCCCCCUGGAUACGCGCCCGACCUGCCCUCGCCUGGAGGCGGCCUCAACGUACCUGAGUACCCUUGGAUGAAAGAGAAAAAAACAACAAGAAAGAGCAGUCAACAAGAAAAUGGACUGCCCCGACGGUUGCGAACAGCUUACACUAAUACUCAACUUUUGGAGCUGGAAAAAGAAUUUCACUUCAACAAGUACUUGUGUCGGCCGAGGCGAAUUGAAAUAGCCGCUUCGCUUGACCUCACUGAGAGACAGGUGAAGGUUUGGUUUCAAAACAGAAGAAUGAAGCACAAACGACAAACGUUAAGCAAGAGUGAAGAUGGCGACGAUAAAGAUUCAACUACUUCUGAGGGCGGGAAAAGUUCCAAAACCAGACUUGAUAAAUUCCUUGACGAUGAUGGCCCAUUGUCAGGGAAAAAGAGCUGUCAAGGUUGCGAACUUCCACCAGGAGCACUUUGCUCACCAGCAGAAGACUUGCCAGAGCUCGCUUCGCGUACUAGAAACAAUAAUACUCCCAGUGCUACAAACAAUAAUAGUUUUGCGAGUGAUGGCGCAUCCAGUGUUACAUCAUCCUCGUCUCUCGACAAGUUAGCGGAAGAAGAUUCCCGCGAUGAUCAACCUCCUGUCGCUACAGUUGGAACUGCACCAAGAAACUUCGCAAAAAGGAUCAAACAGGAAUCAAGGAAGCGAUCGCCCUCGUUAGAUGCGACGACGUCUAAAGUCUCUCCCUCUUCAUCUAAAGAUGGAUUAGGACCAGUUGCAGGUAUUUCUGAUGGCACUAAAUUUUCUUCCGUCAGUUUAACACCGUCAUCCACGCCAGGGACGCCUUCGAGUAUGCACCCGAGUCCACUAGGACAUUAUCCGCGUCCGUCACCACCUAACGUUCCGCCAGGUCCCCCUCAUCCUCAAGCCGUGCCCAAUGCCAUGCCACCCUACGUUAUACGGGGUAACGCGCCUCCCGGCCAGUUUGUGCCUCAUCCCGAUUUCCGGAUGGACUCGAAGCAAUUUGUAGGUAAAUUGGCCCAAUAUCCACAAGGAAACAGGAGUUAUGAAAGUUACGGCCCAGGAAUACAGAGUGCUGAUCAACACAGUUACAGCCGGACCCAACAACAUGCAAGACAAGAGGGAUCUCCAACUGCUAGACCGGUUAACGGUAUAGGUUCAAGACAGGCUUACCCGCACGAAAUGUAUCAGAAUUACGGCUAUCCUACAUACGGCAAGGAACAGGCGGCAUAUGGCAACCCCGGGUAUGAUCAAUCGCAAGGAUACGCGGGCGAGCAUAUGGCGUACGCGAACAGCCACUACGGCUAUCAUUACCAUGAAGGUGGACAGCAUGAACACGCCCAUGCCUAUUACGCGAACGAUGGGCAGAAGAAUGCGCAUAGCAAUGAAUACACGAAGAACGCUUAUUAUGAUGCGAGUGCUUAUGGGACACAGCACGCGGCGACGGCGACGGCACCAGGGUACGGGCCGAACGGAGCUCAGGGGAACACGUCGGGCGAGCCGUACGCGGGUGAGUGCGCCGACGGAUACAGCUCGUUCCAGCAGUUUUACGAGGCGACGCACGCCACGCCCGCCGGUGAUAACUCCAACUCUUCCUCCGAUUUCCACUUCCUCAGCAACUUGGCUAACGACUUUGCACCUGAGUACUAUACCAUUUGAGAUAAGGACUUCGCCGAGCAGGCGAGUGAUCUGUUCGUGUAACUGUAUUGUUUCUUAUUAUUAUAGUGAAUCAAAGAUAAAAUGGGUUGCAGUGAUGGAAAUAAAUUGUAUGCGCCCAAGGCGACGAGGAAUAUUGCUAAUAAUAUCUUUGUAUCGAUCUAAGUUAAAUUUCUACUAUAAGUACAUCAACAAUAGUAUUAAACGAAUAUGUAAUAAAAUGUAAAUAGAUACUUUAGGUUUUAUUUUGAAUACGUAAAUAAGUAAGUAAUUAUUAAACUUUAACACAGAAAUAAAAGAUGUUAGGUGCUGAUAAUAAAUUGAACAGUAUGAACACACUAUACCUAAACUGUAAACUAUUUUUAAAUAAUGCAGCGCUAGUCUGCAUAUGGUAUUAAAUAUAAAUGUUGGUAAAUCAAUGAAAAAAAAAAGAUAAAAUGUUUGAACAUCACAUAUAAACUUCUUCCAAAUUGCAAAAAUCAUUGCAUAUUUCACGGCUACACCAUUUAAUUGUAUGUAUAAUUUUGAAAUCAAAUUGGUAUCAUUGUAAAUGUCUGAUUGCAUUAACCUUAUAUAAAAGUUGUACUCACUGUAUCCAAAAACCUUUUCACGUGUUCAUUGUAAGAUAUUGGAUUGAAUUAAAAAUUUGAUUUAUGACUUAUUAUUAGAAAAUCAUUUACGUACUAAGGAAUAGUCGUUGCCUUAUUUAGUUAAUACAUAAUUAUUAUUUUGUGACUAUAUGACAUA
Manduca sexta (tobacco hornworm) is the source of this 2948-nucleotide messenger RNA. It is a transcript of the gene pb, whose product is annotated as homeotic protein proboscipedia. Gene Ontology annotation, molecular function: DNA-binding transcription factor activity, RNA polymerase II-specific; DNA binding. The record is from RefSeq and is a predicted model, not a curated record. Gene Ontology annotation, biological process: regulation of DNA-templated transcription. Lineage: Eukaryota; Metazoa; Arthropoda; Insecta; Lepidoptera; Sphingidae. The transcript has 3 exons. The coding region runs from base 168 to 2204 and encodes 678 amino acids.